Messenger RNA from Betta splendens (Siamese fighting fish), 1225 nucleotides. RefSeq names its product hepatocyte cell adhesion molecule-like. The transcript has 7 exons. Bases 32 to 1213 code for a protein of 393 amino acids. NCBI's taxonomy places the organism in Eukaryota, Metazoa, Chordata, Actinopteri, Anabantiformes, Osphronemidae. The record is from RefSeq and is a predicted model, not a curated record.
UUUUGUCCCAUUUGUGGCUUUUGAGAACAACAUGCGCUCAGUCCCCGCGAGGUCUGAAAGACUAACUGUGUCCUCGGUCCUGCCCAGAGGCACAAAUUAUGCUGGUUGCCUGCUCGGAAAACAAAGCUUUAGACCAGAGAUGAAGACACAGAAGAAAGGCCCUGUAAAAUCCAAAACUAUUUCCCAGAUGGUUUUACUUCUGUCUCUUGGAUUCUUCAAUCCAGGUGUGGUUCUGGCCGUGAAUAUGACUAUUCCCAUCACUCUCAUCAGAGGCACAGUAGGAGGUGAAGCGCUUUUAUCGGUCCGCUACAGCAGCUUAAGCCUUGACCGGCCCGUGAUCAAGUGGCAGCUGGAGAGAGAAAAGCUCGUCACUGUUGUUCAGUCGAUCGGUACCGACAUCAUCGGGACCCCGAGGCCCGAGUAUCGCGAUCGGAUCAUGGUGUUCGAGAACGGGACGCUGCUUCUGCACAACCUGAGGCUGUCUGACGAUGGAACCUACGGCGUGGAGAUCUCCAUCACGGACGACAUCUUCACAGGGGAGGGCAGCAUCACCCUCAGCGUGGACGAGUCCAUAUCUAAGCCGUGGAUUCACGUGGCGUCUUCAUCGGUGCUGGAGCUCAGUGAAAACGUCGUCCUCAACUGCUCCCAUGAAAAUGGCACCAGAACCACAUACGGGUGGUUCAAAGGUGGGAAACCACUGAGCAACGAGACCAGGUUCACGCUGUCAACAGACCAGAAGCUCUUAACAAUAAAGAGGGUCCUAAUGACAGAUGAUGACGUCUACAGCUGCGCAGUGCAGAACCCAGUGGGCAGCGCAGAGAGCCUCCCUCUCAGACUCACUGUCUACAAAAGAAGCUCCCUCUAUAUCAUCAUUUCCACCGGAGGCAUCUUCCUCCUCGUCACCUUGGUAACGGUAUGCGCCUGCUGGUCGCCUUCCAAAAAGGAAAGACAUCGACCCAGAAAGCCUCUGUCUAGAUUUUACCGUUCUCAUCGGCCACCGAUCAAACGUACGGGCGAUGCGCUGCCGAAGCUGACAGAGCACAAUGGAAUAAAGGCAGUAACGUCACUUUACAUUCUGCAGCAAAAGGAACCCUCGUUGGACGACUCAUCCAGCAACAGCAUCGGAUCUCCCUCAGAACAAGACAACCCGCCGUCUUACACGUCUUUCACCGAAACCGCCGGCCCCACGGCCUGCUCCCACAUGUGCCCCUGAAUCAUCACCCUG